AGCUGACAUUACUCUGGGAUAUACUGAACAUAUACUGAACAUAUACUGAACGACAGAGGGGAAGAGGAGGAGGAAGCGGAAACAACCAGAAACUAAAGCACUGUCCCACUAUAUUGACCUGACUGAGGAUAGAGAGAGAGGGGACGACAAGAUAACAAAACAACCACAACGAGAGGGGGAUGAGACAAGAAGAGAAAACACAGAAUCUACUUUGUUUGGAUCAGAGGGACAAUAUCCUUUCCGAGCUACAACGACAGAGAGCACAGAGCAAUUUCCUUGGUGUCAGGUUCUGGUGUGGUUGCUGUUAGGGACUUGGAGGUUCCAUGCUACUUCAGUGCCAUUGACAGUGCCAGGGCCCACAGUGCGGUAGUGGUAGCAUUGACAGUGCCAGGGCCCACGGUGCGGUAGUGGUAGUAUUGACAGUGCCAGGGCACACGGUGCGGUAGUGGUAGUAUUGACAGUGCCAGGGCACACGGUGCGGUAGUGGUAGCAUUGACAGUGCCAGGGCCCACGGUGGGUAGUGGUAGCAUUGACUGGCUAAUUGCAGACAGAAGGCAGAGGACUUUGUAGCAAUCUGGGGAUGACACCGCUGUUCUCCUCAAUCAGACGGUGUUCAGCGAGGUGUGUGCUACUGCAGGUCACCCUCAGUAAGUUAUACGCUCUCCGGGCCGGGCCCUCGCCGCUGCUGCAUUAGGAGCCGCCAAUCAGAACCAACAACCAACUCCACACGGACCGCAGCAGCUGAACUGAGCUCACUGACGGAGCGAGCAGUGAACACGAGACUCAACACAGGGACUGAACAUAGUGACUGGAAGCAGCCGUGUGCAGCAGAGAGAGACAUUGUGAUCCUGUAUAAACAUACAGAGGGUUGACAUACAUACACGUUACAUCUCUACAGUGGGACGGAUAGAGAGAGAGAGAGAUGUAGCCUAUAGAGUAAUGCUGUACGUGUGAUCCUGUAGGGUGUUUAUAUCACACAGGGAGACUGUAGUCAUUUGUAAAGCAGUUACCAUCACAGUUGGAGACGGUGAUGUGUGAUAGUGAACCGUGGGAGACAAUUUAGCUGAUGACGUGUUUGUGUUGUCAAAAGUAUCAUGUGUGGGGAUGGAGCCCCGAGUUGAGAGAUAUGGGUACAGAAACAGUAUAAUGGCUUGUUUCAGAUGGUUUACUCCGAUGUGUCUGUCUGGCUGAUGUAGAGUAAAGAUAUUGGUUUGUUUGGUGUUGGGAUUCUGGUCUGUGGUUUGCCAUUUGAGUGGUUCUAGCCUGUUGGUUUGUAUCAUUGCUUUGCUCCAUUGAUUUGAUGUUUAGUUAUGUAGUCCUACACAGCAGAGCAGCUCUGUUGGCAGACAGUCAUCUGGCUAAUUGUGUGCUGAUAGUUCGCAGCAACGUUGUAAGACAUUCUAGAUCGACGCUGUGGUGUUAGAUCGGUGGUGUUUUAUCAAAAGACUACAGCUCUGAAGAAACGUGUGUGUUGUGUACUGGUAAAACCCCGGCUUUGUUGUGUGUCACUACAGCCCUAGCUGUGCUCUGCUGUGCUCUGCUGUGCUCUGCUCUGUUGCACGGCGCCUGUGUCCUGUGUCACAGAGGAAGCAUUGAUCAGACAGCUACUGAGGCUCAAUACACAAUGAGGCCUGGCCCGAGAUCUCUCCUCCUCCCAACCCCCCUCUCCCUCUCCCUGCGUGCCCUGCUCCUGCUCUGCCUUGCGCCGCGUUGCCAAGCGGUGCAGGCUGAGAAUGUGACAGUGUUGGAGGGAGGCACGGCCCAGAUCUCCUGUCGUCUGCAGAACUAUGACGGCUCCAUCGUGGUUAUCCAGAACCCUCGCAGACAGACCCUCUUCUUCAACGGCACACGAGCGUUGAAGGAUGACCGUUUCCAGAUGGUUCUCUUCACUCCCCGUCUGGUGCGCAUCACCCUCACCAACGUGAGCGUGUCGGACGAGGGCGGCUACUUCUGCCAGCUCUACACCGAUGACACCCACCACCAAGUGGCCACUCUGUCCGUGUCCGUCCCUCCCGACACCCCCACGGUGGAGGUGAAGCAGGAGGCCGUGGAGGGGGGCGAGGUGGAGCUCACCUGCCUGUCGCCGCGCAGCAAGCCCCCCGCCACGCUGCGCUGGAUCAGGGACCGCCGGGAGAUACCAGGUGUGGUGUCCCAGCAGGAAAAUGGGAAGACAGUGAGUGUGUCCAGCACCAUCCGUCUCCCUGUGGAGAGGAAAGACAACGGGGCAGCGGUCAGCUGUGAGGCAUCCCACCCCGCCCGGGGGCAGAAGAGGGUCCGCCACUACCGCCUCGACGUCCACUUUGCCCCCACAGUGAGGAUCAUCCCUCCCCCUGGCAUCCUCCGAGAGGGAGACUCUCUCAGCCUCACCUGCUCCAUCACUGGCAACCCACUGCCUAGAGAUGUCCAGUGGACUAGGAUUAAUGACACCUUACCUGAGAGGGCGGAGAUCUCUGGCCCCACCCUCCAGGUGGCCCGUCUCAGCCAAUCACACAACGGGACCUACCUGUGUCAGGCGCAGAACAACUACGGCCGUGCCGCCGACCACUACACGCUGCUGGUGUACGACCCCGGGGCAGUGAUUGAGACCCACAGUGCAGUACCGUACGCUGUGAUAGGGGGCGUCCUGGCUCUGCUGGUCUUCACCGUCAUCUGUGUUCUCAUCGUCACCGUCUGGUGCUCUGUCCGACAGAAAGGUUCAUAUCUUACCCAUGAGGCCAGUGGGUUGGACGAGCACGGGGAGGUCCAGGAGGCUUUCCUCAACGGGAAUGAUGCCAGUCAGGGCAAGAAGGAGUACCUACUGUAGCCUCGAUCCCCAAAACCCACACCCCUCCCCCAACCCGCCAUGACGGGUGGCCUUCUGAAUCGACUGUAAUACUACUGCACACAGACCACAUUACAGACCACAACACAGACCACAACACAGACCAGAACAGAGACUGAAAGAGAGACGAUCCGUCCAGCCCUUACAUUACAACUGUGCCAUACUGUAGGUGUACUGGAGGAAGGAGCGAGGGAGGAUGGCAGAGAAAGGGGAAAGUGAUAAUAGGGUCAUUAUUUUGAUAGAGAGAAGAGAUAACAAGAAAGAGAGCCUCAGCACUUCCCUUCCCUGUGGUAAUUGGAGAGAGAGAGAGGAAAGAGAAAAAACUUCAAUUUCCAAAAUGUUCAAUCCAUAACUGGCACAGACAAACAGGUGGGGUGGGUAUGAUUUCCAGAAGCUAUUGAGUUUGAAUGCUCAAUUUGAUUACUUGAAAUUGCCAAAGCACAUCAGCCCACAGAGAGCAGCUCAUCUAUAAUUAUUUAACAACAUUGCAGAGUGUUACCCUGAAAGUCUCUUAAAGUAUAUCUGAACUAUUCAGUCAAUUCUGCAGACGGCCCAGGUAUUGUAUUUGCCGUCCGUUCUGGGGAGUCUGCCAAUGUUUUCUGGGUAAUUUAGAAACCUUCCUGUUAUGAAUGACUGCUUUCCUCGCAGAACAGAACUGUUGUUUCUCUUCUUUGAAUUCUCUCUCCCUUUCUCCCUCCCUCCUUCUUCACCUUUCUUUCUAGUCCUCUUCUUCCCCCUUGUUCCCUCCCUCCCUCUCUCUUCACCUCUCUUUCUAGUCCUCUUCUUCCCCCUUGUUCCCUCCCUCCCUCUCUCUUCACCUCUCUUUCUAGUCCUCUUCUUCCCCCUUGUUCCCUCCCUCCCUCUCUCUUCACCUCUCUUUCUAGUCCUCUUCUUCCCCCUUGUUCCCUCCCUCCCACUCUCUUCACCUCUCUUUCUAGUCCUCUUCUUCCCCCUUGUUCCCUCUCUCCCUCUCUCUUCACCUCUCUUUCUAGUCCUCUUCUUCCCCCUCGCACCCUCCCUCCCUCCCUCCCUCUCUCUGUCUUUAUCUCUCCUCUAUUGUUGGCCAAUAAAGAAAGGAUUAGUGCCAGUCUCCUUUCGUGAGUUAGAAGAAAGGGAACAUAAGUCGACGAGACACAUUAAGGAAAAUCAUAAUUAUUUUAAAAUGCCCUUAAAGGGAUUAAAAUGUUAAAAUGUCUUAAAGAGAAACAAAUGAGUGAAAGGAAAGGAAUGAAUAAAGAAAAAUACAUGUUGGAUAUUUUUCUGAAUGCCAUGCACACACACACACACACACACACACACACACACACACACACACACACACACACACACACACACACACACACACACACACACACACACAAACACGCGCACACACACACACACACACACACACACACACACACACACACACACACACACACACACAAACACGCACACACACACACACACACACACACACAAACACGCACACACACACACACACACACACGCAAACACGCGCACACACACACACACGCACACACACACGCAUACACACACACACACGCACACACACACACACACACACAUACAUACACACACACACACACACACACACACACACACACGCAUACACACACACACACACACACACACACACACACACAUACAUACAUACAUACAUAUCUCUGAAUUCUUUAUUUGUAUAAAAAUGUAAACAGUAAGAUAACUUAAAUGAAUCUUUUAAGAAAUUGACUAUUGAAAGCGUUAUGAAGCUACUAUACUAACACAUUAUUAGCCUCGAGGUACAAAAACAAACUAGUGUCCAGUGAUCAAAAUAGAAAAUAUGAAGAAAAAAAAUAAUGUUUCAUUUGUCUUUAUGAAAUACCUGAGGUCUUAUUGAUUUUUUUAUUAAUUCUUGUUAUUAUUUGGACUAUUAUGAUUGUUAUUAUUAUUACUGUUAUGAUUGUUAUUAUGAUUACUGUUAUGAUUAUUGUAAAUGUUAUAACUGUACACCUCCCAUGUUCGUUGUUUUUGGUUAUUCUAUAGAAACUGCUGUCUUUCCACUUCUCUCUGACUCUGUCUCUCUAGUUCUUUCUAUCUUUGUCUCCUGUGUCUAUUUGUCCCUUCUUCUCGUCUUUCACUACUGUUUAUUUUAUAGUCAUGUUGAUAUAGCUAACUAUUUCUUUAUAGGGGAAAAGAUACAAAGCACGACAAAAUAAAAAAAUACUUCCGAAAUAACACAG
Messenger RNA from Oncorhynchus kisutch (coho salmon), 5046 nucleotides. Its product is annotated as cell adhesion molecule 4-like. The record is from RefSeq and is a predicted model, not a curated record. Gene Ontology annotation, molecular function: vascular endothelial growth factor receptor 2 binding. NCBI's taxonomy places the organism in Eukaryota, Metazoa, Chordata, Actinopteri, Salmoniformes, Salmonidae. Gene Ontology annotation, cellular component: cell-cell contact zone. Gene Ontology annotation, biological process: regulation of Rac protein signal transduction; regulation of wound healing; homophilic cell-cell adhesion.